GCGAAGGCAGACCGUGUCAUCUGUCGGUGGCCGGCGAGGGGCCUCGGCCUUCUUUAUGAGCUCGCCUUAAGAUGUCCGGUCUACAGAUUCGGUGGAUGGACCCUGUGUUGUAUCUGGUUGGGUGAGGAGGGCGCCACGGUCUACGGUGAAUCUUGAAAUCUGGAGAGCUUGUGGACAAGUGUAUAGGAUCAAGGAUUCACAUUGUGAUGAAGAGUGACAAAGAGAUAGUUGGUACACUUCUAGGAUUUGACGACUUUGUCAAUAUGGUGUUGGAAGAUGUCACCGAGUUUGAAAUUACACCAGAAGGAAGAAGGAUUACAAAAUUAGAUCAGAUUUUACUAAAUGGGAAUAAUAUAACGAUGCUGGUUCCUGGAGGAGAAGGGCCUGAAGUAUGAAUGGAUCACCUUGACUUAUGCUAGAUUCUGGCUUUUUAAAAAACCUUUGAUGUUUAGAUUCUAUAAAAUGAAGUUUCCGUUAAAAGGAAAUACUUUGGAAAUAUAUACCCAUUUUUCUAAGCUAAUCAUGGUUAUGUUGGGAAAGGAAGAGUUUUGUUUUGUUUUUUUUAAAGGCUUAAAAUAAAGAUGUUUUUGGUUAA
Mesocricetus auratus (golden hamster) is the source of this 595-nucleotide messenger RNA. RefSeq names its product LSM5 homolog, U6 small nuclear RNA and mRNA degradation associated (gene Lsm5). The record is from RefSeq and is a predicted model, not a curated record. Gene Ontology annotation, cellular component: U4/U6 x U5 tri-snRNP complex; Lsm1-7-Pat1 complex; U6 snRNP. Bases 207 to 395 code for a protein of 62 amino acids. Gene Ontology annotation, biological process: mRNA splicing, via spliceosome. Lineage: Eukaryota; Metazoa; Chordata; Mammalia; Rodentia; Cricetidae. The transcript is spliced from 5 exons. Gene Ontology annotation, molecular function: RNA binding.